GUCAGCGCCUGACAGGGGGAAGAGAAGGAACGGAGUGUCCCGGAACCGGAGUACUCCUUCCCCGGUAGAGGCGCCGGGGAGCCGCUCCGUUGGUGUCGGGGCUUGUUUCGGGUUUGGUUUCGGUGAUGAGCGAUGGGAUAUGAUGUAACACGCUUCCAGGGUGAUGUGGACGAAGAUCUCAUCUGCCCCAUCUGCAGUGGGGUCCUGGAGGAGCCAGUACAAGCUCCUCACUGUGAGCACGCAUUCUGCAAUGCCUGCAUCACCCAAUGGUUCUCUCAACAACAGACCUGUCCUGUGGAUCGCAGUGUAGUGACUGUUGCCCAUCUACGUCCAGUUCCCCGCAUCAUGCGGAAUAUGCUCUCAAAAUUGCAGAUUACAUGUGACAACGCUGUUUUUGGCUGUACCACCAUUGUGCGACUUGACAACCUCAUGUCUCACCUCAACGACUGCGAACAUAACCCAAAGCGACCAGUAACAUGCGAGCAGGGAUGUGGCCUGGAAAUGCCCAAAGAUGAAUUACCAAAUCACAACUGUAUAAAGCACCUUCGCUCUGUGGUGCAACAGCAGCAGGGUCGGAUAGGAGAACUGGAAAAAGCAGCUGCUGAGAGCAAGCAUCAGCUCUCCGAGCAGAAACGUGAUAUCCAGCUUUUAAAGGCAUACAUGAGAGCAAUCCGCAGCGCCAAUCCAAAUCUGCAGAACCUGGAAGAGACUAUAGAGUACAAUGAAAUCCUUGAAUGGGUAAACUCACUACAGCCAGCUCGUGUGACUCGCUGGGGAGGAAUGAUCUCCACACCUGAUGCAGUCCUGCAAGCAGUCAUAAAGAGGUCACUUGUGGAAAGUGGCUGCCCAGCUUCCAUAGUCAAUGAGCUGAUUGAAAAUGCCCAUGAGCGUAACUGGCCACAAGGCUUAGCAACUUUGGAGACGCGCCAAAUGAAUCGCCGAUAUUAUGAGAAUUAUGUGGCAAAGCGAAUCCCAGGCAAGCAAGCAGUGGUGGUAAUGGCUUGUGAGAACCAGCACAUGGGUGAGGACAUGGUGCUUGAGCCAGGUCUUGUCAUGAUAUUUGCUCAUGGAGUGGAAGAAAUUUAAAUGCACACUGUCCAAUAUGCAUACAGUCUUAGCUUCUCCAUCAGCUCCACACUGCCUGGGAAGCAGGGUUAAAUUUAUUACAUCCUUCUCAUUAACAUCUGUUGUCUUCAAACCCAAUGCUUGCCACUGGUGCCUAAUGGUCAUUGUGCUGGAUGAAGCAUGGUCAUCUCGGUUGUGUACAAGAAGAAACUCGCCAGCCAGAUCUUCAAUUGAGAAGAUGUAGAUUAAUAUACGUUGUUUUAUGGCCAAGCCUUCACCCGAGACGCAUCCAAACAAGUUUUUCUUUUAACAAACCCCCCUUGCUGCAUUGUUAGCCAGACUUUGCUUUUGCA
This is a messenger RNA of Bombina bombina (fire-bellied toad), 1418 nucleotides long. RefSeq names its product E3 ubiquitin-protein ligase NRDP1. Bases 133 to 1086 code for a protein of 317 amino acids. Lineage: Eukaryota; Metazoa; Chordata; Amphibia; Anura; Bombinatoridae. Gene Ontology annotation, biological process: regulation of canonical NF-kappaB signal transduction; protein K63-linked ubiquitination; positive regulation of JNK cascade. Gene Ontology annotation, cellular component: plasma membrane signaling receptor complex. The record is from RefSeq and is a predicted model, not a curated record. Gene Ontology annotation, molecular function: ubiquitin protein ligase activity. The transcript has a single exon.